CGGCUGGGGACGCGGAUCGGGCCCGCCGCGGGGCGAGGGCUGCGCCGCGAUGGCGGAGAUGGGCAGCAAGGGGGUGUCGGCGGGGAAGAUCGCCAGCAACGUGCAGAAGAAGCUCACCCGCGCGCAGGAGAAGGUCCUCCAGAAACUAGGAAAGGCGGAUGAGACAAAAGAUGAGCAGUUUGAACAGUGUGUCCAGAAUUUCAACAAGCAGCUGACAGAGGGCACACGGCUGCAGAAAGAUCUCCGGACCUACCUGGCCUCCGUCAAAGCCAUGCACGAGGCCUCCAAGAAACUGAAUGAGUGUCUGCAGGAGGUGUACGAGCCCGACUGGCCGGGCAGGGACGAAGCCAACAAGAUCGCAGAGAACAAUGACUUGCUCUGGCUGGAUUACCAUCAGAAGCUGGUGGACCAGGCACUGCUGACCAUGGACACGUACCUGGGCCAGUUCCCUGACAUCAAGUCGCGCAUCGCCAAGAGAGGACGGAAGCUGGUGGACUAUGACAGUGCACGGCACCAUUUCGAGUCCCUCCAAACUGCCAAAAAGAAGGAUGAAGCCAAAAUUGCCAAGCCCGUUUCGCUGCUUGAGAAAGCCGCCCCCCAGUGGUGCCAAGGCAAACUGCAGGCUCAUCUCGUAGCUCAAACUAACCUGCUCCGAAAUCAGGCCGAGGAAGAGCUCAUCAAGGCCCAGAAGGUCUUUGAGGAGAUGAAUGUGGAUCUGCAGGAGGAGCUGCCGUCCCUGUGGAACAGUCGUGUAGGUUUCUAUGUCAAUACCUUUCAGAGCAUCGCGGGUCUGGAGGAAAACUUCCACAAGGAGAUGAGUAAGCUCAACCAGAACCUCAACGACGUGCUGGUCAGCUUGGAGAAGCAGCACGGGAGCAACACCUUCACGGUCAAGGCCCAACCCAGUGACAACACCCCUGCAAAAGGAAACAGCCCUUCUCCUCCACCAGAUGGCUCCCCUGCUGCCACCCCUGAGAUCAGAGUCAACCACGAGCCCGAGCCCCCCACCACGCCCGGCGCGUCCCUCACCAAGUCCCCUUCUCAGCUCCGGAAAGGCCCACCAGUCCCUCCGCCUCCCAAACACACCCCGUCCAAGGAGGUCAAGCAGGAGCAGAUCCUCAGCCUGUUUGAUGACACGUUUGUCCCCGAGAUCAGCGUGACCACCCCCUCCCAGUUCGAGGCCCCGGGGCCUUUCUCGGAGCAGGCUAGUCUGCUGGACCUGGACCUUGACCCCCUCCCACCUGUGGCGAGCCCCGUGAAGGCACCCACGCCCGCUGGUCAGCCAAUUCCGUGGGACCUCUGGGAGUCCACAGAGAGUCCAGCUGGCAGCCUGCCUUCCAGGGAGCCCAGCGCUGCCGAGGGCACCUUUGCGGUGGCCUGGCCCAGCCAGACGGCCGAGCCAGGUCCUGCCCAACCAACAGAGGCCUCGGAAGUAGCGGGUGGGACCCAACCUGCGGCCAGAGCCCAGGAGCCCGGGGAGACGGCAGCCAGUGAAGCAGCUUCCAGCUCCCUUCCUGCUGUGGUGGUGGAGACCUUCUCAGCAACUGUGAACGGCACCGUGGAGGGUGGCAGCGGGGCUGGGCGCUUGGACCUGCCCCCGGGGUUCAUGUUCAAGGUGCAGGCCCAGCAUGACUACACAGCCACGGACACUGAUGAGCUGCAGCUCAAGGCAGGGGACGUGGUGCUGGUGAUCCCCUUCCAGAACCCAGAAGAGCAGGAUGAAGGCUGGCUCAUGGGUGUGAAGGAGAGCGACUGGAACCAGCACAAGGAGCUGGAGAAAUGCCGGGGCGUCUUCCCCGAGAACUUCACCGAGCGGGUCCAGUGAGGGCAGCUUUCUGUGCGUGUGAAGAACACCUUUUCCCGAAAAAUGUGUGUUUCUUUUCUUUUUUUUUUUCCGUUUUGUUUUUAAACUUUUGAAAAGUGAAGGGAAAUCGCGGGGAGAGACCGGAGUCGAGAGGUGUUCUCCCAAAGAUUGGGUGGUUUUCCAAAGAGCCUGGUGCCGGCAAGUCCAGCAGAAUCGCCAGCGUUCCUGAAGCUGCUGUGUCCCCUAGUUGAGUUCCUGGCCGCCCUGCCCUGCUCCCCCCAGGGCGACGCCGCAUGUGAGCCCGGCCGCAGGGGCCGGGGCGCUGAGCCACCACGCUUGCCUGAGCUUCGGCCCCGCCACCGCCACCCGGGCACGGUCCUCUUGUCCUGGCAGCUGCUGGGGGAGGGGCCCAGUGUCUCCAGAGACCUCAGGGCCCAGACGACAGCCAGGCCCGGCCCUGGCCCGCAGACUGUCCGUGUGCUGUUUGAAAAUAAAUCUUAGUGUUCAAAACAAAAUGAAACAAACAAAAAAAUUGAUGAAAACACU
Messenger RNA from Talpa occidentalis (Iberian mole), 2350 nucleotides. It is a transcript of the gene BIN1, whose product is annotated as bridging integrator 1. Gene Ontology annotation, molecular function: phospholipid binding; tau protein binding. NCBI's taxonomy places the organism in Eukaryota, Metazoa, Chordata, Mammalia, Eulipotyphla, Talpidae. The transcript has 19 exons. The record is from RefSeq and is a predicted model, not a curated record. The coding region runs from base 50 to 1825 and encodes 591 amino acids. Gene Ontology annotation, cellular component: plasma membrane; cytoplasm; synaptic vesicle. Gene Ontology annotation, biological process: regulation of endocytosis.